AUGGAGGGAAUAGAGCACCGGACGGUACGCGUCAACGGCAUCGAUAUGCACGUGGCGGAGAAAGGCGGCGCCGGCGCCGCCGUGGUGCUCUUCCUCCACGGCUUCCCGGAGCUCUGGUACACGUGGCGCCACCAGAUGGAGGCGUUCGCCGCCCUCGGCUACCGCGCAGUGGCCCCCGACCUCCGCGGCUACGGGGACACCGACGCGCCGCCGAACCCCUCCGCCUACUCGUGCCUCCACGUUGCCGGCGACGUUGUGGCGCUGAUUGAGUCUCUCACCGGCGGCGGAGGAGGGGUUUUCGUGGUGGCGCACGACUGGGGCGCCAUGAUCGGGUGGUACCUUUGCUUGUUCAGGCCGGACUUGGUCAAGGCUUACGUGGCGCUAACGGUGCCGUUUAGGCCCAGGCAUCCCACCGUCAAACCCGUGGACGGCAUGCGCGCCUUUUUUGGUGAAGAUUACUAUAUGUGCAGAUUCCAGGAACCCGGCAAAAUAGAGUCCGAGAUGAGUGCGUACGGAGCUGAAGCCGUUAUCAAAAAAAUCCUCACGGACCGUAAGCCGGGCCCGCCUUGUCUACCCAAAGAAAACCCGUUCGGGUCCAAAACUGAUCCGGCCAUCGAAUUGCCUCCUUGGCUCACCCAACAAGACCUCUACUAUUACGCACAAAAAUACGACCAAAAGGGCUUCGCCGGAGGACUCAACUACUACCGAGCACUAGACUUGAAUUGGGAGUUGACGACAGCAUGGACAGGGGCAAAAGUGAAAGUUCCGGUGAAAUUCAUCGUGGGGGACCUCGACAUGGUGUACACCACUCCUGGAGUGAAGGAAUACGUGCACGGUGGGGCCUUCAAAAACGACGUGCCCCUUUUGGAGGAAUGUGUCGUCUUGGAAAAUACGGGGCACUUUAUCAACCAAGAAAGAGCUCAAGAGGUUAAUGCUUUGAUUCGCGAUUUUAUCGCAAAGUUUUGAAGUAUACUGUUGUUCGCAUGCAAUUGGAUAUCGGAGCCUAAAUUAAGCCUACGCAUUUCGAGUUUUAUAUUUGGCAAUGUAAUAAACGACGGUCGUUGGUUAAUACUUGUUUCCAAUUUGUCAAGAAAUGUAUGAGCACAUACUCCUUGUCCGAAAUCUUUUGCCCAUCCUCGAAUCAAAAGAGGUUUUGCUACUUUUAUUCUUUUGAAAAUAGAAAAUUUGAUCAAAUGUAUCUAGCGUGAAAUACAAAUUUCAAGCUACCAUCUAGCCUUAUUCGAAAAUUGAACUUUGAUCACUUGAACAAUUUCAAAUAACG
This is a messenger RNA of Striga asiatica, 1282 nucleotides long. NCBI's taxonomy places the organism in Eukaryota, Viridiplantae, Streptophyta, Magnoliopsida, Lamiales, Orobanchaceae. The record is from the annotation of a GenBank genome assembly.